AUGGUACACUCGGGCCUCCCUUCCAUCUUUCCUAUUCGCCUAUCUUUAGGAACAAAGAGAGGCGGGGGUCAGCAACGUGGGUUCCUUAUUUCUUCGAGGUCCAAUUUCUCGUCUGGGGGCCCUUCUGGCUGGGAUAGGGUUUGGAUGAUAGCGCCCUUCCGGUCUACCCCUCUGUCCCGACAUAUCAUUCCUAUCCCGACUGGUUGGUCUUGGGGGAUUCCUUUCUCUGUGGGGACAGGUAACCCAGCGGCGUUUCCCGGGCUCUUUGCUUUCCUGGUGGGUGGUAACAGCACAUUACUCGCCACAGGUCAUACAGUUGAAUCCCAGAAACCCGGGGUCUCCUCCCCAAUUGAUUGGACAGUCCCGAGCCCUGUGCCCAGCAAUCCAUACCGCAAGUCCCAUUCUCGUUUAUUCGGAUCUGCCUCCAAUUCCCAAUUUUCCUCUACUUCUUCUUCCGGGUCCCGUGCCCGAACCUGCUCCUUCCUUUUCAUUAUCUUGAUCCCCCUGGGGUCCCUGGCUACACUGCCCCUUAUGCUGUCCCAAAGUCGUUUACUGUUGCGAGCCGCUUCAAUGGCUGCGGCCAGAGUGCUCGGUCCUUCCUUCAGAACGUCACCCCGCAGCUCCCUAUCACUCAACUCAUCCAUAUAUACGUCGGCUAACAGGGCCUGUAUCGGACCACUGUUUCGGGUCGCCAGCUCCGGGAAAGCCAGUGCUGCUAAGCCCGCUAUUCUUUCUUAUAGAUCCUCCAUGGCUUCCUUAUCUCCCUGUCGGAGUCUGAACAACUUCCUAACUGCCUCACUGGCUAUCCAUUCCUGCAGCUCUGUUAGGUCGCCCCUAAACGAGGGCAGUCUCAAGCCUCCCAUCAGUCUGCGGAACACCAUUGAAUUGCGCUCCUCUCUCUCUCUCUCUCUCUCUCUCUCUCUCUCUCUCUCUCUGCGUCCCUGGCAAAUCCACGGGUCGGAAUCCUGCGUUAUCGUUUCCUCUCUUUCAUUUCUUUCUUCCUUUCUUUGUUAUCAUUUCCUCUCUCUCAUUUCUUCCUUUCUUUCUUUCUUUAUUAUCGUUUCCUCUCUAUCAUUCAUUCCUUUCUUUCUUUCUUUCUUUCUUAUCGUUUCCUCUCUCUCUCAUUUCUUCCUUUCUUUCUUUCUUAUCGUUUCAUCUCUAUCAUUCAUUCCUUUCUUUCUUUCUUUCUUUUUUCUUUCUUUCUUUCUUAUCGUUUCAUCUCUAUCAUUUCUCCCUUUCUUUCUUUCUUAUCAUUUCCUCUCUAUCAUUCAUUCCUUUCUUUCUUUCUUUCUUUCUUUCUUUCUUUCUUAUCGUUUCCUCUCUCUCAUUUUUUCCUUUCUUUCUUUCUUUCUUUCUUAUCAUUUCCUCUCUAUCAUUUAUUCCUUUCUUUCUUUCUUUCUUUCUUUCUUUCUUUCUUAUUGUUUCCUCUCUCUCAUUUUUCCUUUCCUUUCUUUCUUUUCUUUUUCCUUUUUUCUUUUUCUUUCUCUCUUUCUUAUCAUUUUUUCCUUUCUUUCUUUCUUUCUUUCUUUCUUUCAUAUCGUUUCCUCUCUCUCAUUUUUUCCUUUCUUUCUUUCUUUCUUUCUUUCUUUCUUUCUUUCUUUCUUUCAUAUCGUUUCCUCUCUCUCAUUUUUUCCUUUCUUUCUUUCUUUCUUUCAUAUCGUUUCCUCUCUCUCAUUUCUCCCUUUCUUUCUUUCUUGUCGUUUCCUCUCUCUCAUUUCUUCCUUUCUUCCUUUCUUUCUUGUCGUUUCCUCUCUAUCAUUUAUUCCUUUCUUUCUUUCUUUCUUAUCGUUUCCUCUCUCUCUCAUUUCUUCCUUUCUUUCUUUAUUUGUUAUUGUAAGAAUUGUGUAA
Acanthosepion pharaonis is the source of this 1848-nucleotide messenger RNA. The record is from the annotation of a GenBank genome assembly. Lineage: Eukaryota; Metazoa; Mollusca; Cephalopoda; Sepiida; Sepiidae.